AUGGCCAGCCAUGAUUCUGCAUCGGAAGAAGAUCUAGAAAUUGCCAGAAUUUUAGACGAAAGGCAUUCUAAAAACACGACCAAAAGUACUAAAACGGCAUUGAAAGCAUUUGUAAAAGCUGCCGGAAAUGUAGCCGAGUUACAAGACAAAGAAGUUUUGGAUAAAAGUCUGGCAAAAUUUUAUGCGAACGCCGAAAAGAAAGACGGCUCAAAGUAUAAAGCAAAUGCUAUGCUAACGCUUCGGCAAGGUCUAAGACGCCAUUAUUUGGACAAGUUUGGAUUUGAUAUUGUAAAUGACAAGUCAUUUUCAUAUAGCACCAAAGUCUUUAAAGCAGCAGUAAAAGAUUUGCUUCGAAAAGGCUUGGGUUCUGUAAAACACCACGUCCCAAUCACAAGAGCUGAUAUGUCGAAACUUUACAGCGGCGACACCAUUGUGUUUUACACCGAUACUCCGAACGGUCUCCUAAACAAAGUGUGGUUUAAAAUCAUGUAUUACCUAUGCCGACGAGGGCAAGAGAAUUUAAGAGCAAUGACCACGGAAACAUUUGAUAUAUCUACUGACAGCAGUGGAAAACGAUACAUUCACCAUAAGAAGGAUGAACUAGACAAAAAUCAUCGCGAUACAUCUACUGGAGCCGUAACACAAGGCAGAAUGUAUGAAUUACCAGGUAUCUACCUGUAUCCCUGCAUAUAUAUAAUUGCUUAUGCAUGAUAAUUUACUGAGAAUGAUUCCCUCUUUGCUUAGGAAAUCCUGCUUGUCCUGUGACAUCAUUCUGA
Messenger RNA from Paramuricea clavata, 776 nucleotides. NCBI's taxonomy places the organism in Eukaryota, Metazoa, Cnidaria, Anthozoa, Malacalcyonacea, Plexauridae. The record is from the annotation of a GenBank genome assembly.